CAUCUCACGCCUUGUUCUUGAUCACUCAGACAAUCCUUUCACUCGGCCUUCUCUGCAAACGAGACACCCGCAUGGUUCAUUGCUAUCCCUGACUCACAGUUUUCACGAUGGGAAAACAGGCCAAGGCCACGAAGAAGUUCGAAAAGAAUCGCCUCAAGAGUACCCUCGACCGGAGAAAGGAAUACGCAAAGAUCAAGCAGCGACAUCAACAAAAUGCAAAGAGAAAAGAACGAUCGGCGAAGCGGUCAGGAUCCACACAGGAUGCCUCAGAAUCAGACGAAGAGGUUACCAACGACAACAAGGUCGACAUGAACGAUGACGAUUUCUUUCGAGAUUCGCUCGAGAUUCCUCGACCAGAGACAUCUUCUUCCGCCAAGGCUCAUUCCUCGAAACGAAAGAGAGAUUCUGAAGAAGUUCUAAAAGGCGCUGACUCCGACUCAGAGAUUUCUGAGGGAGGACAAGACCCAGAUGAUCACAAAGGACAAUUAGCCUCGCUGGCGGAAAAAGACCCUGAGUUCUACAAGUACCUUCAAGACAAUGAUGCUGAGCUCCUUGACUUUGACGAGGAUGACGAUCUAGCCGCGGUCGAUGAUCUCAGCGAUUCAGAGCCACGAUCUAAGAAGCAGAAAGUUGAGGACUCGGACACGCCCAUCGAUGUUACAUUAGUCAUGGUUCAGAAGUGGAAGUCUUCAUUGGAAGAGUCUUUCUCAAUCAGAGCUUUGCGUCAGCUGACUCUUGCAUUCAGAGCCGCCGCACAUGCAGAUGAUGAGUCCGAAAACGUCUUUCGAUACGCGAUUCCCACUCCAGAGGCUUACCACGAAGUUCUCGUCACAUCUCUCAAGCAAGUCCCCAUUGUCCUUGCUCACCAUCUUCCCGUCAAAGAAUUGGCUGGAGGCAAACUCCGAAUUCCCGCCGACUCCCCCAAAUUCAAAACCCUCUCCCCUCUCAUUAAAUCACAUGCAUCGUCCCUCUACUACCUUCUCGGCCACCUGUCAGACACAAACACCUUGAGACUUUCUCUUCAGGCGCUUGAACCUCUGUUGCCCUAUCUGCUUCAAUUCCGCAAGUUUCUCAAGGCUGUCAUUAAAUCAGUAUCUGCCAUCUGGUCAGACAAUUCUUCCGAUGAAGCAACCAGGAUUACGGCUUUCCUGAUAAUCCGCAGGGUCAUGGUGAUUGGUGAUGCGGGACUGCGUGAAACCGUUCUGAAAUCUACCUAUGAAGGUGUGAUCAAAGGCAGCCGAAACACGACCAUCCAUACACUUGCGGGUGUAAAUCUAAUGAAGAACUCAGCUGCCGAGAUUUGGGGCAUCGAUCAGAAAGUCAGUUACACAACUGGCUUUACAUUCAUCCGGCAACUUGCUAUUCACUUGCGAGGCAAUAUUACCAAGCCCACCAAGGACUCUUACAAGACCGUCUACAACUGGCAGUUCGUCCACUCCCUUGACUUCUGGUCUCGCGUCCUGUCAACACACUGCAAUUCAUUGAUUGAAGCCCAAAAUGGCAAGCCAUCACAACUCCGACCACUCAUCUACCCAGUCGUUCAGGUCACAUUAGGUGUUAUGAGGUUGAUUCCCACCUCCACCUAUUUCCCCUUACGCUUUCUGUUGAUGAGAUCCCUUCUACGAAUAUCUCAGGCCACGGAGACGUACAUCCCUCUUUCAGCCGCCCUUUUGGAAGUACUAAACUCGGCCGAAAUGAAGAAGCCGGCCAAGGCUUCUACACAAAAAGCCCUGGAUUUUGCAACAAACAUUCGAGCGCCUGCUGCCUAUCUCAAGACCAAGGUCUAUCAAGAUGGGGUCGGUGAGCAGGUAGUGGAAAUGUUUUCGGAGUUUCUUGUUUUAUGGACCAAAAGCAUUGCAUUUCCUGAGUUACAACUCCCUCUCAUUGUCAUGCUUAAGCGAUGGAUCAAGGCGGCGUCCAAAUCAGGAGGCAACAAGAAUGCUAAGCUGAAUCAAUCGCUUCAUCUACUCGUUCAAAAGGCUGAAGCCAACGCCAAAUGGAUCGAAGGCCGUCGAAAUAAAGUCAAUUUCUCCCCAAAGGACCGUGUUGCAGUGGAAGGGUUUCUCAAAGAUGUUCAAUGGGAGGAGACGCCUUUGGGGGCUUUCGUCGUCACACAAAGAAAGCUUAGAGAUGAGCGAAAGAGGGUGGUAGACCAGGGUCGCAAGGAGCAGGCGCAACGGAGAGGAAAGGAGGUCGAAGAAGACAGUGAUAUUGCUUUCGAUUGAGCUUCGCUGAUGCCCUGCAUACGACAGUUGUGAUGGUUAAAAUUCAGUAAUACU
Molecule: messenger RNA, 2279 nt
Organism: Exophiala mesophila
Lineage: Eukaryota; Fungi; Ascomycota; Eurotiomycetes; Chaetothyriales; Herpotrichiellaceae
Exons: 1
Coding region: 108-2225 (705 amino acids)
Biological process (GO): ribosomal large subunit biogenesis
Cellular component (GO): nucleolus; Noc2p-Noc3p complex; nucleoplasm
Source: RefSeq, a predicted model, not a curated record